AAAAGUUACUCAAUGAGCUCGUGGAUAAUUUUUGGUACAUAAGCACGUGAUAGUGGGAACAGCUGUACAGGUGCAACUUGCAAGAGCGAUCAUGUGACAUCUAGUAGCUCUGACUCAUCCGCUCCGGCCCAGGGGCCUUCUUGUACAGACUUGUCUUCACAGUUCUUCAACCUCGGCAGAGAUAGUAGGAAAUAUACCGUGACUUGGUCGUUCAAGCUGGACUAAUAAUGUUCCUUAUAUGUUCUUGAAACAGACCUCGUCGACUUCAAAGGCCCGAGUUCAAGGUUCUACAGGAUUCUACUCUGAACUAAUGAAAUGAUAUUCAAAUGCAAGUACCUUCUGAAGAAGAUCCGUUGAAUCCCCUGCAGAGUUGGUGCGGCAAGAUCAAUGAUGGUGUUCACUUUAGUUGCGACAAAUACGGGUCUCAGUGCUUCAGGGUAUAAGAACUGGAUCGAAACAUACGUACUGAAAGAACUACUGCUCAAAUGCUCCGGCUUCUUCUCAACAUCGCUGCUUUUUCUGCUAUCCUUGCUGCAGGUGUAAAGGCCGAAAACCACACAGUGAAGUUCUUAAAUAAUUGUGGCAUUGGGACGCCUCUUCUGAAGCAGAAUGGAGUCACUCUUUCUACAGGAGCGUCAUACACUAUCAAUGGCCCAUUCUCUGCUAUUGCCUACCUCGACGCAGGCAAUUGUGGUAGUAACGGUGAAGGAUGCACCGUCGUUGAGACCACGCUGGCCAACAGUGGCUCGAGCACGACUUUCAAUAUGUCUUCAUAUUCUAUCCCAACUGGAUUCGCCUAUUUCAACGGCUGCGAUGGAGAAGGCUGGGACUGUACAAUUCCGGGCUGUCCAGGUGCUACUGGUAUUAUCUCUCCUCUUCCGAUUGAGUGUCUUGCUACAAAUGUCGAUCUCGAAAUUACAUUCUGUGAUUAGAGGCAGUAAUAUACGUUCAGUCGAUUACUUUGCUUUUUCGUUUUUCGUGUAGCACUUGGAAAGAGAUUUGUAGAGCAGAGACUCGAAAGAUGACAUUAGGAG
Messenger RNA from Lentinula edodes (shiitake mushroom), 1034 nucleotides. RefSeq lists its product as uncharacterized. The transcript is spliced from 9 exons. Bases 486 to 932 code for a protein of 148 amino acids. The record is from RefSeq and is a predicted model, not a curated record. Lineage: Eukaryota; Fungi; Basidiomycota; Agaricomycetes; Agaricales; Omphalotaceae.